UUGAAACGAUAAGUUAGUCCUACUAUUAUAUAUUGAGAUUCUCCUCAAUGUGAGUCAUCUCAAACCUGACUUGACGUGUACAUAUUAAUCAUAAUACCUAGUUAUUUUAUUGUAUAAUUAUAACAAAUGUUGCGUGGGUUAUUUCAGUGACACAAAAUGGUGUAUUCUGUGUGUUAUUUAAAAUUAAUAUUAACGUACUUAAUAUGUACUGCAUUAUAUAAUAAAUCGGUAAUGGGCACAGCCAAUAGUCUACCCCGAGACCUAGAAAUUAUAAAUUAUGGUGCUGACUUUCUACAUCUGAAUUUAACUUUCCAGAAAUUACCCGCAUUAGCUACAAAAUUUUACUUUCAAGUACAACCUAAAGAUACAAUUGUAAAUAAAGUAUGUGUGAAUGAAACUCUACCCACAAUAGUGUGCACAUUACACAUAAAUGAGAGUACAUCUGGAUAUUUGUACAUAAACUUUGAAUCCAGCAAUAAUGAACUGUGUUGUAAAUAUUUACUCUUUUCAUUAUACUAUAUAAAGCGGCAUACAUACAGAGAACCUAAGGAUAUAUACCGUGAAUUAAAAAUAGACAUGAGAAAAGAAUGUAUUGAAUCAAUACAAACCGAUCCAUUAAUCAUUAAAGAAAUUACAAAAAAGGACUCAGAAAAAGGAGAUUCACAAAAAUCCCAAAAGAUUUCGGAGCCCACUGUAAUAUAUAAUGAACGGAAAUUUUCACAUGAAUGUACAAGACAAUUUGAAGGCAACCAGGAUAGUUUGAAUAUGUACCACCGUCUAAAUUACGGUUCAAAAACAGAUUUAAUACUUUUACAAGUAUUACCACACUAUUCCUUGAAAGUAAACAUCGGUUUGUACCAUUUUGACAAUAACACCAAAUUUAUAUGUAGCGAAACAUUAAAAGCGAGUGGAAAUAUAAAUGAAAGUAAUACAGAAGAGGUUAAAACAAUAUUUGUAAAUUUUACGAAAAUAAAUGCUGAAAAUGACAGUGAUAAAGAAUAUAUACAGUAUUAUGAGAAUAUGACCUACGAUAUAACGUGUAAAGGUAUACAUUCAAGGUGGUUACUAUUAAACAAAGAUAACAUGGUCCUACAAAUUCGUGAAGAAUUACGUAUUAAUUUAAACUUUAAUUUCAACAGCAACUAUUCAAGGCUUAUUUGCAUUGAAUACGAAUGCAAAAAUUUUAGAGAUAUAAACACAACAGUAUGUACGAGGAGAGUACGAAGAGAUUUAAACUUUCUGUCUUACAAGUAUCAAUCCAAUGAUAACAAUUGUAAUCCAGGCAGUGGUUCAAUAAUCGCAUAUAUCGUGUUGGUUGGAAUAAUACUGAUUCUUCUAUAUUUUGUUCUUUGUCGGAAAUUCAAGAAACCUCGACCUCCGAUGCCUUUGCCAGCGGAAGGAACUGAUUCGAACCAUAUUUUAUAUUCUGUAGCAUAUGAUCACGUAGUAAGACGCAGAUAAUAAAUACAAAGUGUAUUAUUACUGGUUGAUAUUUAAACGUAUUAAAUUUAUUGUAAUCUUAUUUAUAAGACGUGUAUUCAACUUUAUGCUGGAUUUGCUUCCAAGUAAGUCGUCAAAUAAAAAGCCGUACAUUGCAGUUAAGUUAUUUGAUAGUAGAUAAAUACUAAAUAGCUGGUAUAGUAAAUAAUGUGCUCGAAUGUGUUCAGGAAAUUCCAGAGCCGUGAUGUUUGUAUCCUAAAUGAUAGGGAGAUGAAAAAAGUUUUAUGAAAAGGAGUAAGAAGAAGGAGAGAAUAAUAUGAUAUAAUGAAUAUAAAGCAAUAUUAUUAAAAACAUUAUAAUAUAGAAAUUAAUAUUCGUCGUUUUUAUACGCCUUACAGUUUUCCUUGUAUUACAUUGGUACAUAAAAACAGACAAAUAUAGAAUUACUCAUUAAUUUGAUUAUUCAUUACUCACCAAGUAUAUCGUAUUCCUGAAAUAUUAGUGUAGACGUGCUUUUGUUUUAUUUCUAUUAAUCUAAUAAAUAUGAAGUCUAUUUUAUUAUACAUUAUCAUAUUUUUGUUUAUAGUAACUGUGACUUGUGAAUCCGGUAAGUAUCUUCAAAAUAGUUAUAUAACAAAAUAAUAUAGCGAUGAUAUAAUUUGUUCAUCAACAGAAUGUAUUUUUAUUAUGCCAGAAUCGAAUUUCUACCUUCC
Messenger RNA from Achroia grisella, 2153 nucleotides. RefSeq lists its product as uncharacterized. The coding region runs from base 157 to 1461 and encodes 434 amino acids. NCBI's taxonomy places the organism in Eukaryota, Metazoa, Arthropoda, Insecta, Lepidoptera, Pyralidae. The transcript is spliced from 10 exons. The record is from RefSeq and is a predicted model, not a curated record.